CACUCCAUGUUGUAGCUUGUUUCUAAGCGUAAGAUUUGUCUUCGGCAGAGUUUUUGUAAGUAAAAGUGUGAUAAUUAAUUGAAUUUUCCCCCUUGUGCACACUCCCGGGCAUCCCUGCUACCUACGGAAGUUUCGUUUGAUAAUCCCGAGGCUUCGUGGACAAAUAAUGUUAUAAUGGAAUUCUACGUGUACUUUGUAAUUGUGGUCGUUAUCCUGAUUUCGUUGGCAACAUCCCUCAUCAUCAGCAAGUUGCCGCGUGGGAAAACCUUCGAUGAGGUCCUGAGUGAGAAGAAGAAGUUGGCGGAGAAGCUCUACGGGACGAGUGGGAAGAAGUCCCAGAAGAGCAAGAAGCAACCCCCGAAUGCGGGGAAGAAGAGCAAGGACAAGGUCAAGGUGAAGGAAGCUGAGCCACCGAGCUCCGAGGACACCAUGGAUGCUCCGGAUGAGAAGCCCCCCUCGCCAAAGGGGCAUGUGGAAUUUUCCGAAGCGGAAAUCAUCACAGACAGCGACUCUCCACGCAUCAAGAAGCAAUUGAGUGUGACGAGUGGUGGAAAGAAGAGCGGCGGCAAGAAGAAUGGUGGCAAGGCGUCCGGAACUGGGAUUUUGAUAAAUAAAUCAGAGACUUCCGCCGUGAAAGCCGCAGCUGCACCAGCGGAGCCGAUGAAUCAUUUUGAGCAAAUACACCCAAAAGAUGAUGCUGAAAUUCUACGAGCUGCCGCUCAUAGAGACGAACUGGCAGAAAGUAGAAAUCAACCUGGUGGCAAGAGCGAUAGAAAUGCUGCUGCAAAUAGAGACAGCAAGAAAGGCAAGAAUCCCAAAGUGCACGCAGAUAAGGAGGAGAAAGUAGCUGCUGCACCAGUGGUGGUUGAGGAGAAAGCCGUGGUGGCAAAGAAGGUGCCCGAUAGCGGUGGUGCUGGGUCAACGAAGUCAACAAAGAAGAGUAUUGGGCGGAAGCAAGAAUCAACUGGAUUGGCUGUUCAGAAGAUUAUUGCUGAAACCGAUGAGAUUGGUGUGAAUUUCCUCAUUCCACUGCUGGCAAAGGCAGAAUUGAGUCGCUCGGAAAUUCAGAUAAUCAUUGAGUAUUUGCUGAAUAAACAAUCCGAUACGAUCACGGUAAAUCAUUCCGAGUGGACUGAGGGGAAAUCGGACGUUGUGCAGAAGCUCAAGAAGCAGAUUGAGCUGAAGGAGAAGGCACUGCAGGAUGAGCAGGAGGCAAGUGCUGGGAUGCAGGCGCGUCUUCGUGAGCUGCGUGCUGAGAUAAAUUUGGAAAAGAGUCAAUACAAUGCGAACCUUAAGCAGUACAUUGAGGAGAUUGCGCAGAAGACGAAAGAUCUGCAGAAUAUGACAACGGACUAUCAGCAGCUGAAUGAGAAGUAUGUGAAUGAGAAGCAACAGAUGACGGUGCAAAUGCAACAGCUACAGUCGAAGUUGCUGCAGGAGAAAAAGGCAAAUUCUCAGGAGCAUUUGCAGCAAAUUCAGCAACUCACGGAGGCCAAUAAUGUGCUAAAUAGUGAGAUUAUUGCCAAGACAAAAUUAAUUAAUGAUGUCAAUGAGCAAUUCCAGAAGUUUGCCAGUGAGAAGCAUCAACUUAUUGAGACAGUUAAGAAGGAGUAUGAGGCCAAGAUGGCAGAGUAUGAGAUGAUAAUGCGUAAGAAGGAGGAACAGCAACUCUACUUGGAGCAGGAUUUGCAGAAAAUUCGUCAAAUGGCUGAUCACGAUGCCGAAGCAUUGCGUCGUUUGAAGGAGAAUUUCGAUGUGAAACGCUACGAGGUGGAGCAGUACAAGACCCAAUUGGCCGAAAUGACGAAGAAUAAUCACAAUAUUGAGGAUAUGGGAAAGGUUGAGAUUAGAAAUCUUCAGAAUGCUCUUGAUUCGUGCAAAACCGACUUGACACGCAGUCGAAGUGAGGCAAAUGAAUUCAGGAACAAGUCUGAAGAUUUGGAUGCUCAAGUUGUCGAGCUCAAGCGCCAAAUUUCACUCUGGUCCGGGAAAAUUCACGAACAAACAGUUCAGAUGACUGAAAUGGAUGCCAAUUUGACGGGAUAUAAAACUGAUUUAGAGGACAAGAGUGCAAAAUUGGCGGAGGCAGAGAACAAAAUUCGUUGCUUUGGGGAGGAAAAGGAGCGCCUUGAGAAGCAAAUUGAAGAUCUAAAGGGGAAGAAUAAUGAGUUGCGCACUAAAAACUGGAAAUUGAUAGAAGCGCUCAAUAGCGCUGAGAAUAAUGCUGUUAAGUUGAAAGCAAAUCACUUGAAUAAUGGCAAUGCAAGUAGUUUAACUAAACUUGAUACAACGGAGAUUCAGAGAGCAGCUGCACAAGAUGUUGAGAAUCGUACGAGGAGUAAAAUCAUCAAAAUAUUCCCCAAUAUCCCAACGGGACCUACACAGUAUGAUCAAUGGAUCGAGCAUGUGGGUGAAUACCUGCGGGAAUGUUGCACGUCCACAAGUAGUAUACAGCAUUCAGCAACAAUUAUUAAUACUAGUGCUAGCAAUAGUUGUAAAAAUAAUAGUAAUAGUGAAUCCAGUGACGUUGGUGCUGAUGGCAAAAAUGUAACCACCAACAAUCAUAGCGUCGAAAGUGAAGAUGGUGCCGAUGGAUCCAGUGAUGAUAGAUUAGAGACUUUACUGUUACAAAAUGCACAAUUGCAGCGAACUGUGGACGAGUAUAAGAUUAUUGUAGCUGAUACGGAGGGUCUUUUGAAGAAUUUAGAGCUGAAGGUGAAGGAACAGGAUGCGUACUGGCGUAAGGUGGUUGAGACAAAGGAUGAGGAACUCCAAGGACUGAAGAUAUCAUCAUGUCCGCCAAUCAACAAUGAUUAGGUGGCAAAUAAAAAUCUGUGGAAAUUAUAUUUAAAAAAAAAAAAGCAGAAAAGAAAAAUUGAUAUACGUAGAAGAUUUACGAGACAGAAAAUUAAUUUAUAUAUAGAGCACAUCGUUGAAUGAAGCAGAGAUUAGGAACAACGUAUUUUUUUUUCUCUUUACAAUGAGCGUGUCGAAGAAAAUUUAUUUGGCUAAUUAAAAAAAAAAAGAAAAAUUAAUUUGUAAAAGAGAAUUGAAAGAAAAAAAUGAAGACAUUUCGAUUGCAGAUUUGUUUGCGCCUUCCAUUUUAUUAAAAUAAAAAAUAAAUAUAAACUAUUAUUAUUAUUAUUAUUAGAAUGAGACGUAUAAGAAAAAAAAAACAUCGCAGCUGAAUAGGUAAAAAAAAAAAAACAUCAAGAAAAUUGUAUCAGUGAAAAAAAGGAGAUUGUGUUAAUUUAAUAUGAAAAAAAUAGCAAUUAACAAAUUAUAUUAAAGGAACAAGAAAAAAACAUUAAUAUCUGACAUUAAGGACAAUUAAAGAAAGGAAAGAAAAAAAAUGAAAAAAAUCGAGAUAUUUUAAUUUAUAUUUUUCAUAAAAGCAAACCAGUCGAUAACCAACAUAUUUUUUAUAAGUAAAAAAAAUAUAUAAAUACAUUAAUCUUUAAUAUAGAAAAACAAUGUAAAUUUAGAAAGAGAUUCGUUUAAUUUUAAAAUUUUCUAUUUUGUGCAAUUGGGAUCCUUAUUUGUUUGUUUAUUUAUGAAGCUUUUUUUUGCGCUAUAUUAUUGGGAUUCAGGUGGUGUGAAAAUAAAAAUCCAACAAAAGACGAAUAAAAUGCAGAAACUCGAAGAAAAAAAACUUUUUGGGAUUAGUAAAUGGUAUAUUCUGCUAACCCAAAUCACUAGCCAAAAUGCCUUUUGGUGUGUUAAACAGUUAAAAAAAUAAAUCAAUGAAUCCAUAAAAUCAACAGGAAAAAAGCAUUAAAAUGAAGUGGAAUGUUCUGGGAGGAGAACCACUUUAAAAGAAAAUAAAGAAGAAUCUAUUAUUGAAAUGGAUUAAACGCAUUAAGAAUCUAUAAGAAUUUUCUUUAAGCAAUUACCUACGGUUUAAGUUAAAAAAUAUGACAAGUUAGAGGAAAAAAAAUCUAAAAAAAGAAAACUCAUAAUAUACCCCACAAACUAUUUUUCCUUAAAUAAACUAAAAAAAAUAUUCUAAUGGGACUUGUUGAUAAAAAAAACUAACUCGUCGCCUUUACGCAUUUUCUAUUUCUUUCUUAUUUUUUUUUCAUCUUCUCUCAGUUAACGCGAGGUUAUAGGGGAAGAAGAAUUUGACGAUGGAGGAAUAGUAUAUAUAUUAAAAUAAACAAAAAAAAGUAACUUUAUAGAGCAGAAGAAUAUAUUUAAAAAAUAAGUUUAUCUAACCAAUAUUUUUACUACGUAAAUGCAGAAGAGAUUGAAGAGAAAAACUAUAAGUUAUUAAAAAACAUAAAAAAAAAAUUCCAUUCCGACGGAGCGUGAGCAAUGGAUUUUACUUACUAAAAAGAAAAAAAUGGUGAAAAUUUGAGGAAACAAAUGUAAAGAAGUAAGAAUAAAAACACGAUUCGAUAGGA
Messenger RNA from Lutzomyia longipalpis, 4403 nucleotides. RefSeq names its product ribosome-binding protein 1 (gene alt). The transcript has 10 exons. The coding region runs from base 175 to 2817 and encodes 880 amino acids. Gene Ontology annotation, cellular component: endoplasmic reticulum membrane. The record is from RefSeq and is a predicted model, not a curated record. Lineage: Eukaryota; Metazoa; Arthropoda; Insecta; Diptera; Psychodidae.